Molecule: messenger RNA, 728 nt
Organism: Rhizophagus irregularis DAOM 181602=DAOM 197198
Lineage: Eukaryota; Fungi; Glomeromycota; Glomeromycetes; Glomerales; Glomeraceae
Source: RefSeq, a predicted model, not a curated record
AACUUUUAUUUGGGAAUUGAAUCUGAUUAUUUCUCACGAACUAUAAAAUAAAAAGUUCUUUCCAUAAAAGAAGAAUAUGCCGUCAUUUAGUAACAAAGUAUAAAUAUCUUUAAUUAUUUAUUUCUUUUGCGUUAUAUUAACAAAAUGCUCUUCUACAGGACAACAAGUGUAUAAAGUUUCUCAUGAGGUUAUGGGGACGCUAUAAUGAUCGUUUUUUAAGGAUUAUUAGGCUAAUGCCACAAUAUACGCCAAAACAACUUGCUAAUCAUUGGAGAAAUUAUCUCAAUCCAAAAUUAUGUAAUCAACCUCUAGGGGAUCACGAAAAAGGUUACGUUAUCGAACUAGCUCAAAAAUAUCGAACACCAAAAUACAUCAAUUGGAAAUACGUAAUUCAAGACCUGUAUGUACAAUUUGGAAAACUCCGCGCCGAAAACCAAGUUAAGAAUUAUUGGAAUUCGAAAAAUAGAAGUAACUCGUAUGACGUUAAUGACACCUCUUUACGGCUUCCUCGACUCCACAAUGAUACAAAAUAUCGUUAUGAAUUUAUUAUGGAACAUAAUUAUAAACUUAAACCUAAAUUUAAUGAACCUUAUAGAAUGAGGCCUUAUUAGUAAUUACCCUAAUCUGCCCCCAUAUUUUAUGGUCGGGAAGAUGAAGAUCUUAACGAAAAUUAAAAUGUAUACAUAAUAAACAAUUGAACAAAAUCAACUAACAACUUCAAUUUUAAU